AUGGCUUCUUCUAACCCGAUUUUUAGCCCAAACUAUGGUGAGAAACCAUGGGUGGAUCAAAUCAAUGAAACCUUAAAAACCCAGAUUGCAGUCACAAUCGAUACGCCUCCAGUUUCCAUAUUUGAAGUUCCCAAAUACCUCAAAGCAGAAAAGCUGGAAGCAUACGUCCCUCUACGAGUCGGGCUUGGGCCGAAUCACCAUUUUCGGCCUGACCUCUAUCACAAGAUGGAGCGGAAGAAGCUCACGGCGGUGAAAAGGGUACUAAAGUCUCAUCAAAUUCUUGACUAUGAGAAAGAAAUAGUACAAAAGGUAAAAAAGAUUGUCCCCUUAAUUCGUGAUUGCUAUGAAUUGUACUAUGAUGCUGAUGAUACUACGCUGGCAUGGUUAUUCACUAUUGACGGAAUGUUCUUGAUUGAUCAAUUAAAUGCAUAUUCAAAUGGUGGUUUUUCAAUUGAAGCAAACGAUUUAAUCAUGCUGGAGAACCAGAUUCCACUUAUUGUGUUGAAGGAAAUCCAGAAGGCCCUAUUGGGCCAAAAAGUUCAUGCGCAAGAAGAUUCUUUGGAAUCCAAGUUCCGAUAUUUCUGUAAGUCGAACUCAUCAUUAGUCCUUUCUGAAGAGAGUAUUGAUUUUAGUCGAGUUAAACACCUACUUGAUUAUAUGUAUAAUUCCAUUGUGAACAAUGAAACAUUGAUCCCAAGAAAAGUUUAUGUCACAAACCCUGAACAUGAUCCAUGUGAAAAAGAUGCCAAGUUGGAACUACUAGAAGCUGGUAUCAGAUUUGCAGGAGUGAUACCUGGGGUUGAACCUUUUUAUCAACUCAUUGAAUACUUGAGUGAAAAGUUUUUUGAUAUCUUGGAGAAAAGAAGGAUUGCUGAAGAGAUUCAGGUGCCUUCAGUUUCAGAACUUCAUAAAGUUGCGGGUGUGGAGUUCCGUUUGUCACCUAAAAAUGAGGGCAUCCGAAAUGUAAACUUUGUCCAAGGGAAAGUGCGGUAUUGUUAUCUCCCUCUAAUGACUCUUAAUAGUGACUCAGAGGUUGUACUGAGAAACUUGGUGGCUUAUGAGAAACUAAUUGCAAACAACAGUUUUAUGGGUGGAUAUGACCUUGUCCUCACUGAAUAUGUGGAUUUCAUUUGUGGGAUAAUCGACAAUGUGAAGGACGUGAAGUUGCUACGUGAGCAGAAAAUCAUCCAAGGUGAUUUGAGUGAUGAGGAGAUUGUUAAUUUGUUUAAUGGGAUUGAGAAAUCGCGUCUGGAAAUGAGUGGUGAAUCUGAGUUGAGGAAGACAGUGGCUCAAUUGAACAUGGUUUAUGAAAGCACACCGAGGAUUUGGGUUCAAAGGAGGAUUGAAAAGCAGUUUGUGUCUUCGGCUAAGUUUAUCACGUUCUUCAUUAUCAUUUCGAGCACACUGAUCUUGAUUUGGGAGGUGUAUUUGAUGGUUAAUGGUUUCAAUACAUUGCACAUGAUGUUAGCUCGUUUUCUUCGUGAAAGAUUGAGUCGUUUACACCGUUUCUUCUUUGGUCCAAGGGGACCGGAUCCAGUCACAGAACAUUAG
This is a messenger RNA of Helianthus annuus (common sunflower), 1551 nucleotides long. Its product is annotated as putative UPF0481 protein At3g02645. NCBI's taxonomy places the organism in Eukaryota, Viridiplantae, Streptophyta, Magnoliopsida, Asterales, Asteraceae. The record is from RefSeq and is a predicted model, not a curated record. The coding region runs from base 1 to 1551 and encodes 516 amino acids. The transcript has a single exon.